Molecule: messenger RNA, 2395 nt
Organism: Erythranthe guttata (spotted monkey flower)
Lineage: Eukaryota; Viridiplantae; Streptophyta; Magnoliopsida; Lamiales; Phrymaceae
Gene: ABCB28
Product: non-intrinsic ABC protein 8
Biological process (GO): oligopeptide export from mitochondrion
Cellular component (GO): mitochondrial inner membrane
Molecular function (GO): ATP hydrolysis activity; ABC-type oligopeptide transporter activity; ATP binding
Source: RefSeq, a predicted model, not a curated record
GACCUAAAUUCAUGAUUUGGACCUUGUGGAUAAAAAGAGUUAUCAAAUCUUGUAUUCAACAAUAAUCAAGAAAAUUUUCCUUACAUUCUUUUGCUGCCUGUACGAAUCCAAUGGAGCACACACUAAGAAACCCAUCACCAAAAAUGGCGGUUACAGCAGCUUCUUCCUUCAUCCCUCCUCUCAACCUCGUACCGACAAAACGCUUCCUCAACUACAACAACAAAAGCCCUAGAAUAAAGCUCAAACUCAGCAACAUACCCAACUCUCAUCAAAGGGUUUCUUUCCUGCCCUCUUCAGUUUCUUGGGCAAAACCCGGCCAGAGAUCAAGAAUCAUCAGCCGGGCCUAUGUUUCGGGCCCCGCUUUCGACGCAAUCGUGUCCGAAAACGACCCGAAGAUCGACGGCUCAGAUACCGUGGAGCUGCAGCCGAUUGAUUUGAUAAGCUGGGGGCUGCUGUGGAAGCUCGUUUCGCGGCAUAAAUGGAGAGUCUUGAUCUCGGUUCUCACUCUUUUCGCCUGCACAACUUGUACACUUGCUAUGCCUAUAUAUUCUGGGAGAUUUUUCGAAGUUCUAAUUGGGGUUAGACCGGAACCGAUUUGGCAACUGCUGAGUAAAGUGGGGGUGCUAUACGUAUUUGAGCCUAUUUUUACGAUUAUUUUCGUGAUCAAUAUGAAUGGCAUUUGGGAGAAGGUUAUGGCUAGCUUACGAGCUCAAAUAUUUCAAAGGGUCUUGAUUCAGAAGGUGGAGUUUUUUGACCGGUACAAGGUGGGCGAACUAACUGCUUUAUUGACAUCCGAUUUGGGUUCUCUGAAAAGCAUUGUCAGCGAUAAUAUAUCAAGAGACCGUGGUUUCAGGGCAAUUUCCGAGGUCAUCGGCACACUCUGCUUACUAUUUGCACUCUCGAUACAGCUGGCACCAAUUUUAGGCGGCCUAAUGCUUACAGUGUCUGUACUAGUUGCUGUAUAUAAACGAACAACCGUAAAUGUCUUUAAAGCUCAUGGAUCUGCUGCAGCCUCCAUAGCAGACUGUGUUACCGAAACUUUUGCUGCUAUACGCACUGUAAGAUCGUUCGGGGGAGAAAAGCGUCAAAUGUCACUCUUCGGUCGGCAGGUUCUUGAAUACGAGAGCAGUGGGAUAACACUAGGGGUAUUUAAGUCCAUCAACGAAUCCAUCACUAGGGUUGCUGUUUACAUCUCUCUAAUGGCUUUGUAUUGUCUCGGAGGGAGCAAAGUCAAAGCUGGCGAACUUGCAGUCGGAACCAUGGUUUCUUUUAUCGGUUACACUUUUACGCUAACGUUUGCCGUUCAAGGGGUGGUGAACACGUUGGGGGAUCUCCGUGGAGCAUUUGCUGCUACGGAAAGAAUAAACUCCGUUUUAUCCGGUGCUGAAAUUGACGAAGCACUAGCUUAUGCUUUACAAAAGGACUUGAAACGAAAGAAAUUGCCCGAUCCGAACAUCGAAGCUCUUCUGUUCAAUAGUUCCAAAGGAAAAUUGCGAACAAAUAGUGUCGGGUACAUGUCUUCCUUAAAAUCUGCUAGCGAUGUGUGUAGCCUCGCGCAGUGCGGUGAUAUUCGCCUCGAAGAUGUUCAUUUCUCGUAUCCGCUAAGGCCUGAUGUGGAAAUCUUGCAAGGUCUUGACCUAACUUUGAAAAGUGGAACUGUGACUGCGCUAGUUGGUUCGAGCGGUGCUGGCAAAAGUACAGUAGUGCAGCUUUUAGCUCGGUUUUACGAGCCAACUAAAGGCCGCAUAACUGUUUCUGGAGAGGAUCUGCGGUCGUUUGAUAAGAGUGAAUGGGCUCGUGUGGUUUCCAUAGUCAAUCAAGAACCUGUAUUGUUCUCUGUUUCUGUUGGAGAAAACAUAGCUUAUGGGCUUCCGGAUGAUGACGUGUCCAAGGAUGAUGUCAUCGCUGCUGCCAAAGCAGCAAAUGCUCAUGAUUUUAUAAUUUCACUGCCACAGGGUUACGACACAUUGGUCGGCGAGCGUGGGGGUUUGUUAAGUGGAGGACAAAGACAGAGAGUAGCCAUUGCAAGGGCAUUGCUAAAGAAUGCUCCGAUCUUGAUUCUUGACGAGGCGACCAGUGCUUUGGAUACAGUGAGUGAGCGUUUGGUACAGGAUGCUUUGAAUCGUUUAAUGAAGGGAAGAACAACUCUAGUGAUUGCACACAGACUCAGCACUGUUCAAAAUGCUGAUCAAAUUGCCUUAUGCUCCGAUGGCAAGGUUUCGGAACUAGGAACACACUCGCAGCUGUUGGAAAAGAAGGGCGAUUACGCUUCUCUCGUCGGCACUCAAAGACUCGCAUUUGAGUAAUAAAAAAAAUUAUGUCGCGAAUAUUUUGUACGAAUUCUUGAAACAUCAAAUACAUCAAUCGAUCAGUAUAUCGUUUAUUCAUUCGGACA